Phytomonas sp. Hart1 is the source of this 2362-nucleotide messenger RNA. Lineage: Eukaryota; Euglenozoa; Kinetoplastea; Trypanosomatida; Trypanosomatidae. The record is from the annotation of a GenBank genome assembly.
CUAAAUGUCUACUAAUCACGACUCUAAAUGAAUUGUCUGGGAAGCAUAAAUUAUUAGAAUAGUUCCCAGAAGACUUCGUCAAAAAAAUUUAGUCUGUUCAAAUGAAAGGAAAUAGAAAAUUGAAAAGGUGUGGAAAAUCUGUACUUUUUUUCACAUGCAUGGACUGAAGUAAAGUGGCACUGUUUUAUCACUCGAAAAAAAGUACUCCUCCGAAUCUCAUACGAAUAUAUGAGGUGGCUGGUGUGAAAUACUGAAGGCAAAACCAUUUUGAUGUCAAAGUAAAAUCAUCCGUUUUUUUUUCUUGCAACAUAUUAUUAUUAUUAUUUGAAUGGGAAAAAAAAUAAUGUCCGCUUAGUUCAAAAAGGACUAAAUAAGGGUUUACUACAUCUAUGUGCGAUCCUUGUCCCUCGGAAUAGUGAAUUUUCCGUAAUUUUUCUCAAAAGUUAUUUUUUUUUAUGUUUUGGAUAAUAAGGAAUACAUCAAAAAGAGCAUGGAUGGCUAUUCAACACUGCUGAACUUUUACCUGAUGUCCACCAUCAACACAGGGAGCACCCUGUUGGACAUGUUUCUUGCCAUGCUUAUUCCCCUUGUGUACAACAGCAUCCUUAGAGUUAUCCGCGAAUAUGUGUAUACUCCCAUUCAAAGAGCCGUCCAAUGUUGUUUUAGUAGCAAAGUCAAGACCUCCAUUAUCGUCAACUACGAUACCAUGCAUGGCAUCUCGCUGGAUCUAAACGAAAAUCCAGUGCUUCAGGAAGCGCUAAUGCACUAUGUAGGCAACGUGGUAAAGCCUACGUACCCAUUUGGAAGUUAUCGGUUUACCCGCCUCGCGGCGAGUAGCCCGACGGCGCGUAAUGCCUCUCUUGCCGACACCCUCCGCCAUACCUACUUUUUGCAGACCAUCCCGAGCAGUGAGAAGGCUGUGGAUCUCAGCCCUGGUCUCGCACUCUGUAUCUACGAAGAUGACAAACAAAAGAAAGAAAAAGGUCCAAGGCAAAAUCAUUCAGCGCCCAUGGAAGCUGGAGGGCACACCGACACCUCAGACUCCCAUGGAAAGAGCUCUAAUAAACAAAAGAAAACCACCUUAGUGUUCGAGACCAACCCUUUCGCACGCGAGGAUGCCGUGAUGUCGUUCACUCAAAAGGCGUUUCAGGUCUACAAAAAUGACAUCAAGCGGGCGGUGGACUCUGAGCGGUACAUGUUCCAGCCACUCUUGGCACAAAAAGGGAUGCGCGAUGGGAAACUCAAUGGGGUGAUAGGGCCCACCUCAUGCCAGCGCUACCGUCUCUCCCUCGAGAAAACCUUCAAUACGCUCUUCUUUCCGGAGAAAGAAAAGCUUAUUCACCUUAUUCAUCAAUUCGAAAGCCGCUCGGGAAAGUUUUCCGUCCCCGGUUUCCCCCACAAGCUAAUUCUUCUCUUGUACGGCCCGCCUGGGACGGGAAAGACAAGCUUGGUGAAGGCCAUCGCCGCGCACACCAAUCGCCACAUUCUCUCUAUUGUCCUUUCUCACAUUGAGACCAACCGGGAGCUUUUAAAUCUCAUGCACGACGGUCGGUUUUCUGUGAUGAACGGAAAAUCUGACGGUCAUACCAAUCGUGAUGUCAUCACGGAGAAUCUACGACCUGAAAAGGUGAUUUAUAUGCUAGAGGACAUCGAUGCGGCCUCGGAAGUUGUUCGCAGCGUAGAAAAGACCAACAGUUUGAGUACGGAGAGGCAAGGAGGACGCAUGAGCGGCAUUCCAAGCGUCUCGACCAUCGACGAGGAUACGACAGUAGUGGCGCAGAACAGCAAUAAUACCAUUACGGAGACCUCCGAGGGCACAACAAACGACGAGUCUAAGUCCCAACAAACGAUCGAAAGGGUGUUCAUCUCAAACCAUAACAAAAGCCAAAGGCACUUAGCAAGUAUGGUGGAAGAUCGAUUGAGUCUGAAGGGGCUCUUGCGGGCUUUGGGUGGAAUAUUGGACGCCCCAGGCCGAAUUGUAGUUUUGACAACAAACCAUGUCGAUUGUCUGGCGCCCGCGUUGUUAAAGCCGGGGAUUGUCACGAUGAAACUCUAUAUGGGCAACUUUAACGCGGAAUGCGGGAUCGAAAUGAUCAAGCACUACUUUCGUGAUGACUUGGACGAUGGCAGCGAUGCUGAUGGUAAUAACAACGACACAACCACAAGCAAGAAUUUACCCAAUAAGAGCGGUCGUAAACCCCGUCAAGUGAUUCUAAAUGAAAUCGGGAAUGUUAUUUUAGACGCGCAAAAAUCGGGUGCGGGAUUCAGUCCGGCAGAAGUUGAGCAAAUGUGUGCAGAAAACAACACAUUGGAAGAACUUUUCGAGGCUCUGAAGAGGGGUAAUCGUACCGAAUCCUUCUAA